AUGGCAUCACGUCUAGCCAGAAGCGCUGCAGGCGCUGCUCGUCUCCGACCAGCUUUCUCCCCACGUACCCUCCCAGCGAUCACCACAUCCCUCACGAGCUACCGAUCGUCAUCGACUGUCCCAGCGGAGGAUCCCAAGAAAAAGGCUCAAUCUCUGCUCGAUUCGCUACCAGGAAACUCGUUGAUCUCCAAGACCGCGAUCCUUUCGUCCACAGCCUUUGCCUCGAUUUACGCCAUCAGCAACGAAUACUAUGUCGUUAACGAGGAGACAAUUGUCGCGAUCUGCUUGUUGAGCAUCUGGACCGCAGUCUUCAAGUAUGGUGGACCCCUGUACAAGGAGUGGGCGGAUGGACAGGUCAACAAAAUUAAGGACAUCUUGAACGCUGCUCGGGCCGAUCACACCGAGGCCGUGAAGACCAGAAUUGAGAGUGUCCAACAACUGGGAAGCGUGGUUGAUAUCACCAAGACUCUCUUUGAGGUUUCCAAGGAAACCGCUCAACUCGAAGCUAAGGCGUACGAGCUCGAGCAAACCACCGCCCUUGCUGCUGAGGCCAAGGCUGUCCUGGAUUCGUGGGUUAGAUACGAGGGACAGGUCAAAAUCCGUCAACAGAAGGAGUUGUCGGAGUCUAUUAUUGCAAAGAUCCAAAAAGAGCUUGAGAACCCCAAGAUUCUUCAACAAAUCCUGCAACAGAGCGUGACGGACGUUGAGAAGAUCAUUCAGUCCAAGGCGCAAUAG
Messenger RNA from Drepanopeziza brunnea f. sp. 'multigermtubi' MB_m1, 735 nucleotides. RefSeq lists its product as uncharacterized. Gene Ontology annotation, biological process: proton motive force-driven ATP synthesis. Lineage: Eukaryota; Fungi; Ascomycota; Leotiomycetes; Helotiales; Drepanopezizaceae. Gene Ontology annotation, molecular function: proton-transporting ATP synthase activity, rotational mechanism. The record is from RefSeq and is a predicted model, not a curated record.